This is a messenger RNA of Rotaria sp. Silwood2, 693 nucleotides long. NCBI's taxonomy places the organism in Eukaryota, Metazoa, Rotifera, Eurotatoria, Philodinida, Philodinidae. The record is from the annotation of a GenBank genome assembly.
ACAAUUUAAUGUGUCCUUUUAUAAUUUCUUUCUUCAAAUGAAUUCACAUGAAUGUUUUUCUCGCAUUUUUAUUCGUUUUCUGUUAUUAAAUCAUGAAUACAAAAUACGAUAAUUAGGAAAUAAUUCAAAAAGUCGACAUCAUCAACAUACCUUUAAUUCUCUCUUCCCGUCAAUAUUGUUUAUAGGCUGUUUACUGUCGAGUAUAUAGGAUAUUCUCUCUAUCUGAAUGACUCAGUUAUUUGAGAUAUUCUAUGAAAAAGAUAAUAUUGAAUCAGAACACGAUUAUUAUUAUUAUCAUUACUAUUAAUUUUCAUUAUUUGUACAUAUGCAUACACAUACCAAGGUCGAGGAUCUUUCAAAUGAAAUAUUCUUUGAUAUAUUUGAUUACUAGAUGCUCUUGACAUUUUUAAUGCAUUUGCUUCAUUGAAUAAACGAAUUUCAACGAUUUUACAAUCAAUUCCACUUUGUGUUAUUAUUCUAAAGAAUUGUUGUCGUCGUCAAAUUGAUUUUCUUUCUUCUCAUCUCACUUUUCAUGCUCAUCAAGUGAUUUCAUUGGAAAUUCGUGAUCAUUCCGCGGUUAUUAGUUUAUUAUUUAGUCGACAGUAUUUUAUUAAUCUUCAGUCAUGUAUACUUCUUUCAAUUAAUCCAUCAACAAAACUUGAAAAUCUUAUUAAACAUACAAAGUCUAAAUAA